CCCAGGCUGUGUUCUCCAUGGUUGGGAGUGUGGUCUCGUCUAGCUGUUUUCUGUGAUGGGUGAAGAUCUUCAUGGCAUGGUACACUAGCGAAACUGAAAGUUUAUACCCUGGAUUUUCCAAAAUGUGUGAUGUGGAUUCAGACCCGGAGUUUGAAGAUGCUCCACAUGCCAGAAAAAGAAGCUAUGAAAACAUUUAUACUCUGUCUCCCAUGUCAUCUCUGGACCGGAUUUGUGAUUCGUGGAGAAGAAUUCCGCCAUCUGUGAAAACGGAAACAUGCCAAGUGAUCCACGUCUACGUGUUCUGGUGGCACAUUCUGCUGAAGCAAUCGGAAACGUCCAGUGUUACGCGCUGGGCCGUCGAAGCGGGAUUCCUGGAUGCCAAUAUCCACAAUGACUUGACCCUUAAGAGACUCUACAGGAUAGAAAUUCUGGAAUCCGUUCUCAGAGCAACGGCCCGAGGAUGUCUGAGAGACGAUUUAGCGAUGGAAUUGAUGAUAAUUAGUUAUCGGUUUAAUGGGAGCGCCGACUGGGUGGACGAGGCCAUACACUGGCUGCAGCGCACGGGAGAGCCCGAAAUCGCCUCGAUCGUCAUGAAGUUGGGAUCCAAGAAGCUGCGCUUCCUCGUCCUCUCCUUCGUCUUUACCGAAUAUGCCCAGAACAUCGAAGCCAUGGCAAUUAAGAAGGCAGAUGUGAUCUCGGAGUUUAAAAACAGUGCCUGUGCCUGCUGCAUUCGGAAAAGCGAAGAAAUGAAAAAGAAGGGAAACGAUCAGUUCCAGAAGAGAAAAUACGAUGCAGCCGUAAAGUGGUACACCAAAGCCAUCAGAUUUCAUCCUGAAAAUCAUAUUCUUUAUGGCAACCGGGCCCUUUGCUUUUUUCGCGGUGACAAAUACCAAAAAGCCAUUGGGGACGGCAAAAGAGCUACUCUAUUACAGCCUAGCUGGGCUAAGGGUCACUACCGUUUCUGCGAUGCCCUGUUCUUUCUUGGGGAGCGCGUGCGGGCUCUGGAGGCCAAUGAGAAGGCCCAGGUGCUGUGCAGUAAUGACUCCGAGGGGAUGCGGGACCUUCUCCAGCAAAGCGCCCGCUUCCGAGAAGAGCUGGACAGCAUCCGAGGUGCUGGAAGAAGGAAAAAAAAUGGAGCCAAGAGUGAUUUCAGCAGAAAGUAAUGUUUUUAUGUGUGCAUUUUACUUAUGAAUUUAUUUUUUAGUAGUUGUUCUGACCCUUGACAUACAGUGACGCACAGGAUUAAACUUGUGUGAAGUCAUUUUGAGCAGCAUCUUCAUA
Messenger RNA from Lepisosteus oculatus (spotted gar), 1281 nucleotides. NCBI's taxonomy places the organism in Eukaryota, Metazoa, Chordata, Actinopteri, Semionotiformes, Lepisosteidae. The record is from RefSeq and is a predicted model, not a curated record.